Impatiens glandulifera is the source of this 7026-nucleotide messenger RNA. Its product is annotated as DExH-box ATP-dependent RNA helicase DExH12-like. Lineage: Eukaryota; Viridiplantae; Streptophyta; Magnoliopsida; Ericales; Balsaminaceae. Gene Ontology annotation, molecular function: ATP hydrolysis activity; ATP binding; nucleic acid binding. The transcript is spliced from 6 exons. The record is from RefSeq and is a predicted model, not a curated record. Bases 216 to 6734 code for a protein of 2172 amino acids. Gene Ontology annotation, cellular component: nucleus.
UUAUUUCAGAUUCGCGGCUAUUUCUUCUUCUUCUCCAAAAACCUAGUUUUCGUCUAGAGUUCUCCAGUAUUCAGAAUCACGUCGGCAUCACUUACGGCAGUCGGCCGUCGGCACGACUCAAGCUCACGGUCCUCACCACUCACCAAAACCUCAGGCACUCGGCACAUCACGGAUCAAUCUCCGUCCAGCGGUCCAGCCGUCGUCCAGCUUGAAGGAUGGCGAAUCUAGGUGGAGGCGCUGAGGCCCAUGCUCGUUACAAGCAGUAUGAAUACAGAGCCAAUUCAAGUCUUGUUCUCACUACAGAUUCUCGGCCAAGGGAUACUCAUGAGCCCACGGGUGAGCCAGAGUCUCUCUACGGGAAGAUUGAUCCGAAGAACUUCGGAGACCGUGCUUACAGGGGAAGGCCGCAGGAGCUUGAUGAGAAACUAACCAAGUCUCGGAAGAAGAAGGAACGUGAUUCUCUCACAUCUGAGCCUGUUCCUAGUAGGCAAAGCAAAAAGAGGCGUUUGGAGGAGAGCGUUCUGUUGUCUACUGAUGAAGGUGUUUACCUGCCAAGGACGAAGGAAACUAGGGCAGCGUACGAGGCUAUGCUUAGUGUUAUCCAGCAACAGUUAGGUGGGCAGCCGCUGAAUAUUGUAAGUGGGGCAGCUGAUGAGAUUUUGGCUGUGCUUAAGAAUGAUACAUUUAAGAAUCCUGAAAAGAAGAAGGAGAUUGAGAAGCUUUUGAACCCUAUUCCCGGAAAUGUGUUUGAUCAGCUAGUUUCGAUUGGAAGGCUUAUUACUGAUUUUCAUGAAGGCGGGGAUGUUGCCGGAUCUACUGCAGUUAACGGUGAUGAUGCUCUUGAUGAUGUCGGUGUUGCAGUGGAGUUUGAAGAGAAUGAGGAUGAGGAGGAAGAGAGUGACCUUGAUAUGGUGCAAGAGGAUGAAGAGGAGGAGGACGAUAUGUUAGAUGGCCAUGGCUCAGGUGCUAUGCAAAUGGGUGGAGGAAUAGACGAAGAUGAUGCCCUAGAAGGUAAUGAAGGGAUGGCCCUCAAUGUGCAAGAUGUUGAUGCCUAUUGGCUGCAAAGAAAGAUCUCCUUGGCCUAUGGGCAGCAAAUUGAUCCACAACAGAGCCAGAAACUAGCAGAAGAGAUACUAAAGAUUCUUGCUGAAGGUGAUGAUAGGGAGGUUGAGAAUAAGUUGUUAGUGCACCUACAGUUUGAUAAGUUUAGCCUUAUAAAAUAUCUGUUGCAGAAUCGGCUCAAGAUUGUCUGGUGCACAAGGCUCGCUAGAGCCGAGGACCAGGACCAGAGGAAGACAAUUGAGGAAGAAAUGAUGGCUUCGGGGCCUGAAUUUAAUGUGAUUCUGGAGCAGUUACAUGCCACUAGAGCAACUGCAAAAGAGAAGCAAAAGAAUUUAGAGAAGAGUUUAAGAAAGGAGGUUCGUCAACUGAAGGAUGAUAGUGCCAUCGAUGAAGAUGAUGAAGACAAAAUAGGGUUUGUGGAUAAAGAUGCAGACAGUGGCUGGUUGCAGGGCCAACGCCAGAUGCUUGAUCUUGAUGACCUUUCAUUUCAUCAAGGUGGUCUCUUGAUGGCGAAUAAGAAAUGUGAACUGCCCACUGGAUCUUAUAGGAACCAUAAGAAAGGAUACGAAGAAGUUCACGUCCCUGCCUUGAAGCCAAAGCCUCUUGCUCCUGGUGAGGUGCUCAUAAAAAUUGCUGACAUGCCAGAUUGGGCACAACCAGCCUUCAAAGGGAUGAACCAGUUGAAUAGGAUUCAGAGCAAGGUUUACGAGACAGCUCUAUUUUCGGCAGAGAAUAUCCUCCUAUGUGCACCCACAGGUGCUGGUAAGACUAAUGUUGCUUUGUUAACUAUUCUCCAACAGAUUGCCUUGAAUAGGAAUGAGGAUGGGUCUUUUAAUCACUCCAAUUACAAGAUUGUAUAUGUUGCUCCCAUGAAAGCACUUGUUGCAGAAAUUGUUGGCAAUUUUUCAAACCGUUUGCAGCAAUAUGAUAUUAAUGUAAGAGAGUUGAGUGGUGACCAGUCACUUACCCGCCAACAAAUUGAAGAUACCCAAAUUAUUGUUACAACUCCAGAAAAAUGGGAUAUCAUCACAAGGAAAUCAGGUGAUCGUACUUAUACACAGCUGGUUAAACUUCUCAUCAUUGAUGAAAUUCAUCUGUUGCAUGACAACAGAGGGCCAGUUCUGGAGAGCAUUGUGGCUAGAACUGUUAGACAGAUUGAAACAACCAAGGAGCAUAUUCGAUUAGUUGGCCUGUCUGCUACACUACCUAAUUAUGAGGAUGUUGCCGUGUUCUUGCGUGUUAAUCUUGACAAGGGUCUUUUCCAUUUUGAUAAUAGCUACAGACCUUGCCCUCUUGCCCAACAGUAUAUUGGAAUCACGGUGAAGAAGCCACUUCAAAGAUUCCAACUGAUGAAUGAUGUUUGCUAUGAGAAGGUUAUUGAUAUUGCAGGAAAACAUCAGGUCCUGAUUUUUGUUCAUUCGAGGAAAGAGACAUCAAAGACAGCUCGUGCAAUUAGAGAUGCUGCGCUUGCCAAUGAUACAGUAAGCAGAUUCUUGAAGGAAGAUAGUGCGAGCCGUGAGAUCUUGCAAAGUCACACAGAACUUGUCAAGAACAGUGAUCUUAAAGAUUUAUUGCCCUAUGGUUUUGCUAUUCAUCAUGCUGGGAUGGCUCGGGCUGACAGGCAACUUGUUGAGGAUCUCUUUGCAGAUAAGCAUGUGCAGGUGCUGGUUUCUACUGCCACUCUAGCUUGGGGUGUCAAUUUACCUGCACGGACUGUGAUCAUUAAGGGAACCCAGAUCUACAAUCCUGAUAAAGGAGCAUGGACGGAAUUGAGCCCUUUAGACGUUAUGCAGAUGUUGGGACGUGCAGGCAGGCCUCAAUACGAUUCUUAUGGGGAGGGAAUAAUUAUAACUGGUCAUAGUGAACUUCAAUAUUAUCUUUCUUUAAUGAACCAGCAACUUCCAAUAGAGAGCCAAUUUAUCUCCAAAUUGGCAGAUCAACUGAAUGCUGAAAUUGUUCUUGGAACGGUUCAAAAUGCUAAGGAGGCAUGCAACUGGCUGUAUUACACUUAUCUUUACAUUCGCAUGAUGCGUAAUCCUCAACUUUAUGGUCUCCCAGCUGAUGUCCUUGCCAAAGACUUGUUAAUGGAGGAGAGGAGGGCCGACCUUAUUCAUUCUGCUGCCACAGUUCUCGACAAGAACAACCUCGUCAAGUAUGACCGAAAGAGUGGAUAUUUCCAAGUUACCGACUUGGGUCGCAUUGCUAGUUACUAUUACAUAACACACGGAACAAUCUCCGCUUACAAUGAGCAUUUGAAGCCAACAAUGGGUGAUAUUGAGUUAUGUCGACUGUUUUCUCUUAGUGAAGAGUUCAAAUAUGUAACUGUGAGACAAGAUGAGAAAAUGGAACUUGCAAAGCUUUUAGACCGUGUUCCAAUUCCAAUCAAGGAAAGUCUAGAAGAGCCCAGUGCCAAAAUCAAUGUCCUUCUUCAAGCUUACAUUUCACAGUUAAAGCUUGAAGGACUGUCAUUGACAUCUGACAUGGUGUACAUAACACAGAGUGCUGGGCGACUCAUGAGAGCGCUUUUCGAGAUUGUCUUGAAAAGAGGAUGGGCACAAUUGGCUGAGAAGGCCUUGAACUUGUGUAAGAUGGUUGGAAAGAGGAUGUGGAGCGUACAAACACCACUUCGGCAAUUCCAUGGCAUUCCCAAUGAAAUCUUAAUGAAGUUAGAGAAGAAAGACAUUGCCUGGGAAAGAUAUUACGAUCUUUCCUCCCAAGAGUUGGGAGAGCUGAUCAGGUAUCCUAAAAUGGGUCGGACACUUCACAAAUUCAUUCAUCAGUUCCCAAAGUUAAACCUGGCUGCCCAUGUUCAACCGAUCACUCGAACAGUCCUAAGAGUCGAGCUCACAAUCACCCCUGACUUUCAAUGGGACGACAAAGUUCACGGGUAUGUGGAACCAUUCUGGGUCAUUGUUGAGGAUAAUGACGGCGAAUAUAUUCUUCACCACGAAUAUUUCUACUUGAAGAAACAGUACAUUGACGAAGACCAUACUCUAAACUUCACAGUACCAAUCUAUGAACCGCUCCCCCCUCAGUACUUCAUAAAGAUUGUUUCAGAUCGAUGGCUUGGAUCGCAAUCUGUGCUUCCCGUUUCUUUCAGACACCUUAUUCUUCCCGAGAAGUAUCCUCCCCCAACCGAGUUACUAGAUCUCCAACCAUUGCCUGUGACUGCGUUGCGAAAUCCAUCAUACGAAGGACUUUAUCACGAAUUCAAGCAUUUCAAUCCCGUUCAGACCCAAGUCUUCACUGUCUUGUAUAACACGGAUGAUAAUGUUCUCGUUGCAGCACCUACGGGAAGUGGGAAAACAAUUUGCGCAGAGUUCGCCAUACUGAGAAAUCAUCAGAAAGGAGCCGAUAGUAACAUGCGAGUGGUCUAUAUAGCACCUAUUGAAGCUUUAGCUAAGGAAAGAUUCAUCGAUUGGAAGAAGAAAUUCGGGGAUGGUCUCGGAUUAAAGGUGGUCGAGCUAACCGGUGAAACUGCUAUGGACAUGAAACUUAUUGAGAAAGGUCAGGUUAUUGUAAGCACUCCCGACAAAUGGGAUGCUUUAUCUCGAAGAUGGAAACAGCGUAAGCAUGUGCAACAGGUUAGUCUUUUCAUUGUGGACGAACUUCAUUUGAUUGGAGGUCAAGGCGGUCCGAUCCUGGAAGUUGUCGUAUCGAGAAUGAGGUAUAUUUCAAGUCAGAUUGAGAACAAGAUUCGAAUAGUGGCUUUAUCUACAUCACUCGCGAAUGCUAAGGAUCUUGGUGAGUGGAUUGGAGCUACUAGUCACGGCCUGUUCAAUUUCCCUCCUGGUGUUCGACCAGUUCCUCUCGAAAUACAUAUCCAAGGGAUUGACAUAGCGAAUUUCGAAGCAAGAAUGCAGGCAAUGACGAAACCAACAUAUACUUCUAUAGUACAGCAUGCCAAGAACGGGAAACCGGCUUUAGUAUUUGUUCCUACUAGGAAACAUGUCCGACUAACCGCAGUUGACCUAAUGACGUACUCUAGCAUGGACAAUGCUGGGAAUCCAAUGUUCUUGCUGCAGACUUUCGAUAAAGAUAUAAAUGAAGAUGAUAUAAAGGAGCCAAUGUUGAAGGAGACUUUGAAGUACGGUGUUGGAUAUUUACACGACGGUCUGUCGGAUACCGACCAAGAUAUCGUCAGAACUCUUUUCGAAACGGGUAAGAUUCAGGUUUGCGUGAUGAGCUGUUCGAUGUGCUGGGGAAUACCGUUAACUGCUCAUUUAGUUGUCGUAAUGGGAACUCAGUAUUACGAUGGUCGUGAAAACGCUCACAGCGAUUAUCCAGUUACAGAUUUGUUACAGAUGAUGGGUCAUGCUAGCCGGCCUCUAGUCGAUAACUCUGGAAAAUGCGUCAUUCUUUGUCACGCGCCUCGUAAAGAUUAUUACAAGAAAUUCCUGUACGAAUCGUUUCCAGUGGAAAGCCAUUUACAGCAUUUUCUACACGAUAAUAUGAAUGCCGAAAUCGUGGUUGGAGUCGUCGAGAAUAAGCAAGAUGCGGUUGAUUAUCUGACUUGGACCUUUAUGUACAGGAGAUUGACUCAAAAUCCGAAUUAUUAUAAUCUACAGGGUGUCAGCCACAGGCAUAUGUCGGAUCAUCUCUCUGAGAUUGUGGAGAGCACUCUAACCGAUCUUGAAUCGAGCAAAUGCAUUUCGAUUGAAGAAGAGAUCGAUCUAUCUCCUCUCAAUUUGGGAAUGAUUGCAUCCUACUAUUACAUAAGCUACACCACAAUUGAACGGUUCAGUUCCUCCCUAACUGCCAAGACGAAGCUGAAGGGUCUUUUGGAGAUUUUAUCCUCCGCUUCUGAGUACAGUCUGCUUCCUAUUCGACCUGGGGAAGACGAUUGGUUGAGGAAACUAGUUCAUCAUCAGAGAUUCUCGUUCGAGAAUCCGAGACUAACCGAUCCCCAUGUGAAAGCUAAUGCAUUACUUCAAGCUCAUUUCUCAAGACAGACAGUCGGUGGGAAUCUCGCCUCCGAUCAACGCGAGGUUCUGUUAUCCGCUAACAGACUACUUCAAGCUAUGGUGGAUGUUAUAUCGAGCAACGGUUGGCUCAGCCUGGCUCUUCUAGCUAUGGAGGUUAGCCAGAUGGUUACCCAAUCCAUGUGGGAACGUGACUCGAUGCUCCUGCAACUCCCCCACUUCACUAAAGACGUGGUUAAGAAAUGUAACGAGAAUCCUGCUAAGGCAAUCGAGACGGUUUUCGAUUUAGUCGAGAUGGAGGAUGAGGAUCGUCGCGAUCUCCUGCAGAUGUCGGACUGGCAGUUGAUGGACAUUGCGAGAUUCUGCAACAGGUUUCCGAAUAUUGAUUUGACUUAUGAAGUUAUUGAAGGGGAGAAUGUUGGUCCCGGGGAUGAUGUGAGUUUGCAGGUGGUUCUCGAGAGGGAUUUGGAGGGUCGGACUGAGGUUGGGGCGGUUCAUGCUCCUAGGUACCCUAAAACUAAAGAAGAAGGGUGGUGGUUGGUUGUUGGGGAUACCAAGACUAAUCAACUUUUGGCUAUUAAACGAGUUUCGCUCCAGAGGAAGUUAAAGUUGAAGCUUGAUUUUACUGCCCCUAGUGAACCUGGGAUGAAGAACUAUACGUUGUAUUUCAUGUGCGAUUCUUAUUUGGGUUGCGAUCAGGAGUAUAGCUUUGCGGUUGAUGUUAAGGAAGCGGGUGCAAUCGAGGAAUGAUAAUGUCGAGGAUCAAACAACAAAGGUGGAUUUCAACUGCUCUUAUGGAGAACCGUGAUCGAAGAACUAUACAUUGUUUUGUAUGUGCGACUCUUAUUUGAAAGUUGCGAAGAAUUUGUAGUGAUAUUAUUCUAUUUUCUAGCUAUAAGAUUAUGAUGUCUCUUUAAUAAAGUACAUUUUGUAAGAUGCUACUGAGAAUGGUAACUUUGUAUUGUUUGAGGUUGAUUUAGUUAAUCUGGUGGUGGUUCAGAAUGUUGAGGAACAGACAACAAAAUGUUACCACUUUUCAUCA